Molecule: messenger RNA, 1380 nt
Organism: Pecten maximus
Lineage: Eukaryota; Metazoa; Mollusca; Bivalvia; Pectinida; Pectinidae
Product: Werner syndrome ATP-dependent helicase homolog
Exons: 2
Coding region: 1-1380 (459 amino acids)
Biological process (GO): double-strand break repair via homologous recombination
Cellular component (GO): chromosome; cytoplasm; nucleus
Molecular function (GO): four-way junction helicase activity; 3'-5' DNA helicase activity
Source: RefSeq, a predicted model, not a curated record
AUGACUCCGUCCCAAACACAAGAACAGGUUAGGCAUAUUCGAAAACCUACUGUGACUAUCAAACCAGACAAUUUUCCAACAGCAACUCCAGACCAAUCCCCAAAACUAACUAAACCGACCAAUCGCCAAUCUGACAGUUUUCGAACAUCGACCCCAGAUCAUUCUCCUGAAACCAAACGCUUAAAUGACACAUUUGACCGUCCCAGAAAGAAACCUAAAAUUCAAAGUCCUAUAUCUAUUAAUUCAGACUCCACCAACAUGUAUGGGGUAUUGUCUUCCUUGUCAAGUAACAAUGACACUGAUGAAGAUGACAGACAUUUUGAUGACGAUGACACAUAUGUUCCAUCUAAAUCAAACAGAACAUUCUCCCUUCCACCGAAAAGUGGUAAAUCAGAAAACCAACGGAAACAGCAAGCUUACAGGCCUGCAUACGGUAAUUUAGGAGAAAUCCGAUCCUUAAUAAAAAGGGACAUCCCGGUCAUUGCACUUACAGCGACAGCAACAGAGGCCACAAGGGAAACUAUAAUACAGGAAAUGUGUAUGAAAAAUUGUGAACAAAUUAUAGUAAGUUCUAAUAAACCAAACAUCAAGUACUCAGUUGAAAGUAUGGGCAGCGAUAUUUUUCAGAACUUUCAAUGGCUGCUUGAUCUUCUGUUAAACAAAGGAAGCUCCUGUCCACGUAUAAUAGUUUUCUUUCGACAGAUCAGACAUCUUGCUGAAGUGUUUGAGUUCCUUCAAAUCCAUUUGCAGGAAAAACAAUAUGCCAUGAAAGACAAUCAGGUAAACAGCUUUAGAAACAGAAUAUUUGCAAUGUUCCAUUUGACAACCUGCGACAAAAUUAAAGCAGACGUGUGUUCACCCUUCAGAGAUGAGAAUGGACUGAUUCGAGUUGUUCUCUGUUCAACAUCUUUCAGCAUGGGACUUGAUGUAAAAGGAGUCAACACUGUGAUACAUUAUGGCCCAUCAAAUGACACCGACAACUACCUUCAAGAGUCGGGCCGAGCUGGCCGGGAUCCAGACAUAGAUUGCAAUGCAGUUCUGAUGAAACACAGAUACAGCAUGAACAGUGUUAAUAUAAGUUCAUCAAUGAAACAGUAUGUGACUACUGUUACCUGUCGAAGAAAACGGUUGAUGUCACCAUUUGUAACUGAAGAUACAGACCUGACUGUGGAGCCACUUCACAAAUGCUGUGACAAUUGCACACGCCUAUGUAGAUGUCAAUGUAGUUGUUCUGACAAAUGUUCAUGUGUUGGUCCUGUAUGCAAUGGUGAUGAGUCUAGUAUUCUAAAGGCUAUCCGUCUAUCAAUGACCAAACCUCAGUCUGAUGAAGAUUCCAAUGAUAGUGAUGAGGAGUUAGAGAAAGCCCCAAAUAGUUUCUGA